Molecule: messenger RNA, 2828 nt
Organism: Exophiala oligosperma
Lineage: Eukaryota; Fungi; Ascomycota; Eurotiomycetes; Chaetothyriales; Herpotrichiellaceae
Exons: 3
Coding region: 329-2332 (667 amino acids)
Biological process (GO): cytoskeleton organization; cell surface receptor signaling pathway
Cellular component (GO): cytoplasm
Molecular function (GO): protein binding
Source: RefSeq, a predicted model, not a curated record
CGCCCAGUAACUGACACUAACAACUGCAUCAAACAUGAUCAUGUCAGUGAGAUAACAGCCGUCAAGGGAGUAUUUGCCUCAUACAUAUCAUCGAACUGCCAGCAGGUGCGAAUAUGCGGAUUCAUCGAUAAGUCGAAGUCAUGGGCAUCGACAAGAAGUUGGCACGCUAGCCUAUCCUCCUCCUACUUAUCGAGUUACGAGCCACCAACUCAUCCAUACCGCUGUCCUUCCGAUUGUUCCCCCGUGUCCGCUGGUCGAAACGUCACUCGAGCGCGACGAGAUCCUCAUCGCCUAAUUAACCUCUCGAACCUCUCUUGUUAUCGCUGUCAUGGCCGACGGCGCAGGUCCGAGUAGAGGCGUCAGGCCCAGCUUUUCCAACUAUGCCAGACGCCAAUCCUAUGCUUCUGUAGCCUCCGGCGCGAACUCGCAGUCGAACCUCCCUGCUCCUCGAUCAGAAGCCCUCUCUGCUAUUAGAAACUUCGCUUCAGGCAGUUCCUUUUCUUUCCACGAUUCAGAAUCCCAGCAUCCGGGAGGACAGCCAGCUCAUGAGCACGAGUCAAAUGGUUUACAUAGGCAAAGGCCAACACCUUUGCCCCCACACUCAAGGAAGUUCGCCCAUAUUCAUUCUACAGAGACAGGCACAAUUCCCAUCGCUCCAUUUUUUGUCCCUUCGUACCUGAGAGCAUCGAGAUACGUUGCGAAGCUGGAAGCCGAACACAAAGCGAGGAUGAAGAGUGAGAGAGCGCAACCACCAAACACCUCUUCCGCAGCCAACUCGCUGUCCACGAGCGCUGGGAACUCCAAUGCUCAAAGAAUGGCACCCUCACAUCGUGGUAUGACAUACGACAUCAUCGAAAGCAAUCCUCCGAAAGAGAGUCACCCAUUGAUGCCUUUGCCCUCUCGAUGGAGCGAGCGAGACAAGUAUCCAGGAUUGGAUGCGAUGGAUGACGGUCUCGAGUUGAAAUAUAUUGGUUCUGGGAGCAGAGCGGAGAUCGAGGCGGCGUCGGUGCGCUCAAACUACCCCAUGUCGCGAGCUUGUGGUAUAUAUUACUUCGAGGUAGAGAUUAAACACAAGAGCAAAGAUACGGCCAUUGCUAUUGGGUUCUCUACGGUGGAAGCUUCCUUGGAAAGACUGCCGGGGUGGGAGACGCACUCAUGGGGAUACCAUGGCGAUGAUGGUAAGAUGUUCUGCGGCGAACAUUCCGGUAGACACUACGGUCCCACUUUUGAUGCUGGCGAUGUCAUCGGUUGCGGUGUGAAUUUCAACGCCGGUCAUGCCUUCUUCACAAAAAACGGACAGGAGCUUGGGGUAUGUUUCAAGGAACUGAGAAAGGACCUGCAGUUAUAUCCCACGGUGGGAAUGAAAAAGCAUACAGGAGCGCUUAUCACUGUAAAUUUCGGACAAAGGCCUUUUGUGUUUGACAUCGACGAUAAGAUGGAAAGCGAGAGGAACAAAGUGUCGAGGGAAAUCGACAAUGCGAAGCCUCACUUAAUGACAGAGCGCCCGACCGAGUGCCCGAAUGAGAACGCGCUGAUUCAAGACUUGGUCAUGCAAUUUCUGAGUCAUGAUGGUUACGUUGAGACCGCUAGGGCAUUUGCGGACGAUGUUCAGAGGGAAAGAGAAUCUUUGAACAAUACCGGACCGACUCCGCCAACUGCAUCGCCUGUGGAUGAUACUGAAGCUGUCAACCGUCAGAAGAUUCGACGUGCGAUCCUCUUUGGGGACAUUGACCGAGCUCUUGAGCUCACUCAAGCACACUUCCCUGCUGUCCUCGCACAAAAUCCUAGCAUCGUGUUCAAGAUGAAGUGUCGCAAAUGGGUUGAGUUAAUCAGAAAGACAACCGAACUGAACGCGAGAAAGAAUAUUGCCCAACGUGAAGCCUCGGCAGCUACAGACGAUGACUUUGCUCAGGAUAUGGAACUCGAUGACCAGCCCAAUGGUCGAAGUCAGAGCAACGGCCUCGGGAAAGCAGUCGCGAGUGAGACUGUGCUACUUCAUGACCAAUAUCUCAUGGAAGUUAUGGCAUACGGCCAGGAACUGUCUCGAGAAUAUGGUGGUCAAGAAGAUUACGCAAAGACGCUCAACGAGACCUUCAGCUUGCUUGCAUACGAUGAUCCUACAGUCAGCGUCAAUGGUCACCUUCUCGAAUCUUCCGGGAGGUCUGCAGUCGCCGAGGAACUUAACUCUGCCAUCCUAGUGAUGCUUGGCCGAUCACCUGCCGCUUACCUUGAGAGAAUGUGGAGGCAGACCGACGCACUCCUAGACACACUAGUCGAGAAUGCGGGCGGGUCGGCAGCUUUCGUCAACCUCCGGGCGACGUUUGAGACGUGAUGUUGUGGUCAAAGUCGUGGACAGAUCGUCCGGCGUUUUGGGGAGUGAUGUCGCGCGGAGGGUUUGCUGGUGUAAAGUUGGAGUACGUUGGUCCACUGGCAGGAUCCUUCACAUAUGAAUUUUAACCGAGCAUGAGGGCAUCUGGCGCACUGGCAGUCAAGGUGUCAUUGAGAGCAUCAGGCAAUUGGACUCGUUAACUGGCACUUUGAGGGGAGGAUGGAAUGGCCCACAUGCCGCAUGGGAAUACUUGUUUGAUUGGUAGAGAUAUUGCUAUUCGGCUCUCGACUCUUCCUGGAAAGAAGUGCUGCAAAGUAUAGUAUCACGUCGACAUACCGUCCCCGAGUUCGGCAACAGUCUGCAGACCAGACUUAAGGCUGUCGUCGGUGAGAGACUCUAUACCUAGUGAAGUAUCCGUAGAUAGACUUGGAGACUGAAGCCACUGUGACACGUGAAUUGGAACAAUGGCUUGUGUUUUACAAAUAAUCGGAUCGCAAAG